Westerdykella ornata is the source of this 1045-nucleotide messenger RNA. RefSeq lists its product as uncharacterized. The record is from RefSeq and is a predicted model, not a curated record. Lineage: Eukaryota; Fungi; Ascomycota; Dothideomycetes; Pleosporales; Sporormiaceae. The transcript has 2 exons. Gene Ontology annotation, molecular function: catalytic activity. The coding region runs from base 89 to 763 and encodes 224 amino acids.
GGCAGGCGCAGGCAUAGGCCUCAGUGCGAAAUUUUUCGAAGAGGGUGGUGGCGAUCUGAUUAUUAUAUACAACAGUGGUCGCUUCCGCAUGGCUGGUAGAGGAUCAUUAGCUGGGCUCAUGCCUUACGGGAACGCCAAUGAUGUUGUUGUCGACAUGGCCAAGGAGGUCCUCCCCAUCGUCAAGAAGACGCCCGUCAUAGCCGGCGUCUGCGCGUCCGAUCCUUUUCGCGACAUCCCCUCCUUCCUUCAUCAACUGAAAUCCCUCGGCUUCGCAGGCGUCCAAAACUUCCCAACCGUUGGCCUCAUCGACGGCCAAUUCCGACAGAAUCUGGAAGAGACGGGCAUGGGCUACGACACUGAGGUGGCCCUCAUAAAAACAGCUCAUGAGCUCGACAUGCUAACCACCCCUUACGCCUUCAACGUUUCUGAGGCGCGCCGCAUGGCAGAAGCAGGCGCUGACAUCCUAGUUGCGCACAUGGGCCUCACCACCUCCGGCAGCAUUGGGGCUAAGAGCGGGAAGACGUUGGACGAAUGUGUGGAGCUGAUUCAAGAGAUUCGGGAUGAAGCGGUGAAGGUGAGGGAGGAUAUUAUUGUGCUGUGUCAUGGGGGCCCCAUUGCGAAACCCGAGGAUGCCGAGUAUGUUAUCAGCAGGACGCGGGGCGUGCAGGGCUUUUAUGGGGCGAGUAGUAUUGAGAGGUUGCCAGUUGAAGAAGCGAUUGUGGGGGUUACGAAGAUGUUUAAGGGGUUGAAGCCAGGAAAGUGAUCGGUUGACCUCGGCUUUCCUACCGUAUAAUCUUGAAUAAAGGACUCAUGCUAGGCCACUAGAGUCCUAACGAAUCAUGAGAUCAAGAGCCUGCACCCGAAAAAGCACCAAUUGUAAGUCCGCCAAGAUACCUCCCUGCGACUACUCCCGCUAUCGUCCACGGGAUACUAGUUCCAAAGGUGGCGGCUGCAGCAGUACCAGCCAAAAUCUCUCCUGUACAACCAUCUAAGGUAUUAAGACUAGUCAAACAAAUCUUCGCCGUGUCCACGAUUUGUGUCGCGC